This is a messenger RNA of Monodelphis domestica (gray short-tailed opossum), 2117 nucleotides long. NCBI's taxonomy places the organism in Eukaryota, Metazoa, Chordata, Mammalia, Didelphimorphia, Didelphidae. The record is from RefSeq and is a predicted model, not a curated record.
AUCUCGGGAAAGUUUGUCCUUUGCUCCUUUGGGUUAUACAUCUGCAGGUCAGGCAGUCCAGCAAAAGAGCUCAGAUACUUGUACGGAGCAGUUGGAAAGGCACUACUUCAGAAAAGAUGUGGCUGCUUUCCCUGGUCCUCUGCUCCCUCACUGCUAUCUCCAUUCAGGGGAAGCAGUCCUCAACACCUGUAGUGAACACUCAAUAUGGAAAAGUCCGAGGCAAAUGUGAAAGUCUAAAAGAAUUUGGCAAAACUGUCAACAUUUUCCUGGGGGUCCCUUUUGCCAAAGCCCCUCUUGGACCCCUGAGAUUUACCCCACCACAACCUGCAGAACCAUGGGACUAUGUGAAGAACACAACUACUUACCCACCCAUGUGUGCCCAGGACCCAGUGGCUGGACAAUUACUCUCUGACCUUUUUACCAAUCGGGAUGAAAAAAUUUCCUUGAAAAUAUCUGAAGACUGUUUAUACCUAAACAUUUAUACCCCUGCUGACCUAUCAAAGAAGACCAAGUUACCUGUGAUGGUAUGGAUCCAUGGAGGGGGUUUACUGGUGGGUGCUGCAUCCACCUAUGAUGGGCUGGCCCUCUCAGCCCUUGAGAAUGUGGUGGUAGUGGCAAUUCAGUAUCGCCUGGGAAUCUUUGGAUUCUAUAGCACUGGAGAUGAACAUGCCCGAGGAAACUGGGGUUAUUUAGAUCAAGUGGCUGCACUCCAGUGGGUUCAGGACAACAUUGCCAAUUUUGGAGGAGACCCAAGCUCAGUCACCAUCUUUGGGGAGUCAGCAGGAGGUGUCAGUGUUUCAGCCUUGGUUUUAUCUCCUUUGGCCAAGGACCUUUUUCAUCGGGCUAUUUCUCAGAGUGGAGUUGCCUUAACAGAGUGUCUGUACAAUUCCAGCAUCAUGGCAGCAACUGAGAAAAUUACAACUUUUGCUGGGUGUAAAACAAUCACUUCGGCCAGUAUGGUUCAUUGUAUGAGGCAAAAGUCAGAGGAGCAACUCCUGGAUGCAGGUCUGGAAUUGGGAUUAUUCGGGCUGGAUUUCCUGGGUGACCCCUUGGAGAAAAUUUCUUUCAUACCUGGAGUCAUUGAUGGAGUAUUUUUACCUAAAAGUCCUGAAGAGCUCCUGGCUGAAAAGAAGUUCAAUCACGUUCCCUUUAUCAUAGGAAUCAACAAUCAUGAAUUUGCCUGGAUUCUCCCAACUCUGAUGGAGUUCCCUUUCUCAGAUGGCCUACCAGACCAAGAAACAGCAAGAAACCUAUUAUGGAGCACCUACCCACUUGUUCAAAUCCCCAAAGACCGUAUUCCUAUUAUAAUUAAGGAAUAUCUUGGAAUGAUAAUAGAUCCUAUCAAAAUGCAAGACCAAUUUGUGAACUUGAUGGGAGACUUGAUAUUUGGAAUUCCAUCCGUGAGGUUGGCUAGAUUUCACAAAGCAUCAGGUGCACCCACGUACAUGUAUGAAUUUCAACAUAGGCCAAGCUUCUCAGAUAACUUGAAACCAGAAAAAGUGAUGGCAGACCAUGGGGAUGAAAUUUUCUCUGUCUUUGGGGCUCCAUUUUUGAAAGAAGAUUCUCCAGGAAAAGAGAAGAAACUUAGCAGGACAGUGAUGAAAUACUGGGCCAACUUUGCUCGGAAUGGGACCACAAUGAAAAUGUUCUUGAUUAGAGUCCUCCAACUGAAGAGACUUUAGAUGUCGCUAGAAUGUCACUGAGGGUGGGGAACACAGUUAAGCAUUCCAAAACCUUGAGUGUGUUUGGCAAGCAAAUAAGGUAUUUUUUUUUUUGUUAUUACAAUUAACACAAGUCUGGCUUCUGUUAAAAAAGAAUAUGGAAAUGCAUUCCUUAUCAUUAGCACAGACAUUGUGGAGUCAUUAGAAAAGUCAACUCAGAAUAAGAAACCCUGGACUGGAAUCCUAGUUCUUCUAUUUACUAACUCUGACCAUGAACAAAGGCCAUAACCUAAGCAUAGGUGUAGGGAAGGAAGCAAUUAUUUCCAUUUUGUACACAGUGAAUGUCAGAUGCUUAUGGGAUAUCCAGUUGUAAAUGUUCAAUAUAUAGGAUAAGCUCCAAAUAUAUGAAUCAUUUAAAUAUAUAAAGCAGCCUCAAAUAAACAGCUCAACACAGUA